AUGGCAAGAUCAUCAAAAACCGCCUUGUUCGCUGACCAAUCAGCCUCUUUCAUUAUGCUAAACAUGAAUCCCAAUUGGAAUCUUACAAUCGAUCUUGAUUCACCGUGUUAUAGUGAAGCUCUUGGGCUGAUGAUUGUAUGCCUAAAGUUCUUGCCACUGGCUCAAGCUUUAACCAUGGCUGACUCUAUUCCACUAGUCCAUCUUUCAAAGGCUUACUCCUUUGCAAUGUACAACAAUGUAUAUGAUAUCAUCCACUUGAAGGUUGCAUCUCACAAGACCUCGAUCACUAGGCCCCACUUCAUCAAAAUUUGA
Messenger RNA from Lactuca saligna, 312 nucleotides. Lineage: Eukaryota; Viridiplantae; Streptophyta; Magnoliopsida; Asterales; Asteraceae. The record is from the annotation of a GenBank genome assembly.